AUGGAAAAGGCUUCCGAAAGCGAAACAGGUGGAGAAGCCAUAGAACAUUUUUCAGCUCGGCCGUACCAAGUGGAACUUCUAGAGCGGGCGAAGGAAAGGAACACCAUCGUAUGUCUGGGCACGGGAACUGGCAAAACGUUUAUAAGUGUCAUGCUGAUAAAAGAACUCGCUCAUGAAGUAAGAGGAAACUAUAAAGACGGCGGGCAAAGAACUUUCUUCCUUGUAAAUACAGGUAGUUAUGUAUGUUUUGUGUGUUUGAGAUCGGCUUUACCGUGGAGGAGGGGGUACGAUAUCUCAGCGCGGGGUAUGAUAUCUCAACUUUUCUUGCCAUAAACUAAAAUAUAAGAUCAAGAAUGUGGUUUAAAUUUGUACCCCUUGAGUUAAAGAAUGUUGAGGAUCACCUACAAAAUCUCAUCCACUUUUAACUAACAUGUUCUUCCUUUUUUUCCAGUUCCACUAGCUAGCCAACAAGCAAAAGCGAUCGCUAAACAUACAGACUUGAAAGUCAAACAUUAUGUUGGAGAAAUGGGAGUAGAUCUCUGGGACAAGGCAACUUGGGAAAAUGAGUUCAAUACAUUUAAUGUUCUGGUCAUGACAGCUCAAAUAUUCCUCGACCUUUUUUUGCAUAGCUACAUACUUCUCUCGCAAGUGAAUCUCUUGAUCUUUGAUGAAUGCCACCAUGCCAAGAAGAAUGAUCCUUACAGACAGAUAAUGCAGUGCUUCAGCGAUUGCCCACAGCGCCCAUUACCCAAAGUUAUGGGUUUAACUGCCUCGAUAGUAAAUGGAAAGGUAAAACCUGAUAAAAUUGAAUCGGAGAUCCAAGAGCUGGAACGCACAUUAAGAUCUACAUGCGAAACAAGUCAAGACGAAGAUGUUGAAAAAUAUGCUGCUAAACCCGAAGAACUGGUCCUUGUUUACAAGAGCCAGAGCACUGAUAAAAAUGUAAACAAUUUGAUCCAAAUCCUGUUAGAUGUCUUAAAACCAGGAAUUGGUUUUCUCCGCGACUGUCGGGUGUCCAAAAUUGACGAGAAUGCACACUGGUACGCGAAGUUCGCUCUGAGAGAGUGUAAGGAGACAUUGGAUGAACUGGGCCCUUGGGCUGCUUUUAAAGUAGCAGAAUACCUAAUAGAGGAUCUAGGUAUGGUACUGUUUCAGUUUUAAGAGGAACUGACGUAACUGUGCCCAAAGUUUAAGUCAAGGUUUCGAAAAAUCAUAAUACGGUCAACGCGAACCAAAUAUCAUAAAUAUUAUCCAAAAAGAAGGGAAAAAUCUCAUGACUCCAUUUCCAAAAAUUUUGGUUUUAUAGGUUUUUUUAAAAUUUUGCUUUAACCCUUUACACCCUAACAUCAGUAUACAUAUUCUCCAUACUGUUCUCUACACAUUUCUUAAGGUGCUGACAAGGAGAAUUUGCUUAACAAUCAAGAGCUUCUUUCGUUGGCGAUCAUUUCCUUUAAUCUUGAUACCCUAAUGGUUGAUUGAUUCUUGGGUGAUCUUGUUAGGAGAAGUUAGAAGUAGUCACUCAGAGAGUUGAAGAGUUUAGCCUACAUGACAGAUAUUGACUUAAUGCUUAUUAGAAACGAAUCAGUGUGUCAAAUCCUCUGCUCAUAAUACCAAAUUAUUCCAAUUCAAGCAAAAUUAACCUGGGAUUGGAUAAAAAUGCCUUUGUUGGCAUCUUUUGAUCAACUGGAAUGGAAUGCACUUAUAAACCGGAAUCUUUCCUUCUAGACAGAGCAUGCAAGGUUCAAAGCAGCAAACAAGGGCGAUUGUUUUGUGAGUUUAGUGCCACCCAGCUGCGUCAACUGCGGGGCAUUUACUGUAAUUUUACUGAAAGUGAUGGGUCUGAGGACAGUGGACAUUGUUACUUCAUGCCUAAACUUCAAACACUUCUGUGUGUUUUCAGGGAGUUUGCUAACUCACAGCAUGGUAAGGAAUACUCUGCUGACUGCUUUAUUUAUGGAACUGAUAUUUCAUUUCCUCAGUGAAAACCAAAACAGAAGAUUAGCAAAGUGGAUAUUUCUGCACUUCUUAUCACAAUUUGACAUUUUCUUUUCUAAGAUCUCUCCUGAUUGUGUGCCAAACCUUCUUAAAAUUUUAACCAUGAGACUUUGUGUUAAAUUUCUAAAUAUCCACUGCAUGAUUUUUCUUUCCUCUCAGCUCCUGUAUAUUUUGAAUUGUAAUGUUAUUGUGAGGAGAAAUUUGUUUUGGUUUGCUCUUAGCAGUGAGAAGUGAAAUGGAAUAAUAAUAGUGGUACUAGUAAUAAAAAUAUCGAUGAUAGUGACAGGGCCAAAUUGAUUACAAUCAUUAUACUAUUAGUAGGAAAUUUAACAACAAUAAAAAUGAUAAUGAUGAUAACAACAACUAUAAUAAUCUCUCAGGGGGAGAUCAAUAUUCAGUAGCCAUCUCCUCAUUCCACCAAGAAAUGUGAGGAACAACAUCGUGGUUGAGGAACAAAUCACAGGGACAAAAAGAUUAAACAUGGCUACAUUUGCUACCCAACUUCACCUUAAGGAAGAUUUAGCCAAUUGUUAAAAGUAAUAUUAAUAAGAAUAAUCUUUUAGGUUUACUUUUGUUUUUUUUGUCAAUCCAUACACACUAAAUAACCAGCUUUAAAAUUGGCUCUUUCUUGAAAUUUGUUUCAAGGGUGAUUUUGGAUGUUACUCUGCAAAACAGCUUGAUGAUCCACAGUUUGGUUAUUUUGCAGCAUCUGAAGAGGAGAAGACCCUCUGUGCCAUUGUGUUUGUUGAAAGACGAUACACAGCACUGAUCCUCAGUAAACAGCUUAACAAGGCAGCCGAACUAGAUCAUGAGCUCUCAUUCAUCAAAAGUAACUUUGUGAUUGGUCACGGCACAGGUGCAAGGGUUAGCUACUCCAGUAACACAGAGAUGAAUUUUAAGAAACAGGAGGAAGUGCUGCGCAAGUUCAGAAAUGACAAGAAAAGACAUGAAUUCAAUGUGCUGAUAGCCACCUCUGUUGUUGAGGAGGGAUUAGAUAUUCCCAAGUGCAAUGUUGUCUGCAGGUUUGAUUUCCCAAAGAAUUAUCGUUCCUAUGUACAGUCAAAGGGCAGAGCUCGUGCCAAAGGUUCCAAGUACUACAUGCUGGUGGAUGAAAAGGAGCAAGUGGAAAAAGAGAAUGAAUUGGAGGUACCUAUUUUAAAGUAAUAAAGUCAGUAAUAAUCCAUACUUACUCUGGUGAUUGUCAUUGAUAAUGUUUAGCGGAGGAUACAGAGCACCAGACUGCUGUGUGGGAGAUAGAAGGUUCGAACCCCAGACUGCCGACCAACACUCAGGGUCCUAGAAUAACUGAGGACUGUGCUGCCUUUGUUAAGACAUCUGCAAACAGUUAGACAUUCUGGUCAACUUGUAUAGGGAUAGUAAGCCACAAGCCCCGUCUUCUGUUUCUCCUCUCUACUGGUUAGCAGGGGACGUUAAAGAACCCAUGCAUUUCUUGCAAAGAAUAGGGAACAUAGAUGUCAUUUUUAUAGUCUGGCCUUUAGAUUUUUUACACAGGCUGCCUUUUAAAGCAGCUUUAAGCUGAACUGUGAAAGCUGGUUUAAAUAUCAUAAAUAAAUUCAUAACCUGGUCGAAUUAUUGUAAGGAAUGUUAAUUCUUCUUAAUGUUCAUGACUUAUUCCCUAGAUGUUGCGUGCUAUUGAGAAAAUCUUGUUGGAAAGAUGCCAUGAUCGGCUGGAGCCAUCAGUGGAGGAGUGUAAUGAGUCAGUAGACACAGAUUUACUGCCACCAUACAUACCAGUAAAUGGAAAGGGAGCAAGAGUAACAAUGACCAGUAGUGUUGCUCUACUUUCAAAGUAAGUGCAAAGAAUUUAUUAACUUUGAAUUGUGUUGUAGUUCUAAAUUUGAGAUAAUUGGUUGACUUGUGUAUUGUUAAGUAAUGUGGUUGUAAAAAGGGAAGAUGUGCUAUAUAUGGGGUAACAAACUUGGGCACUGAUUGUGAAAAGGGGUGAUUUCUAUUAACGAUGAGUAUUGCUGUAAAGCUGGCUGUUUGCUUCCCUACAAACCUUAAGAUCACCCAGUUCCUUGCUGUUCUCCUUUUCUGAAGGCAAGUGCUAAAAUAAAUUUACCACUUGUAUUAACUCUUAUUUUUCACUGAAAUCACUUGGAAUUUGUGAAAAUUCAGCGGGUUGAAGGAUAAGUCUACUAGUUUGAUAACUUUUUACCUGUCAAGUUUAAAAUAAGGGAGUACACUGCCUCUUUAAAAGCUCUUACACCACAUCUACAUAAAGUUAUACCCUUUUAAAUUUUAACUCAGGGGUGUAGAAUAUUCUUAUACUUAAUAUGGAGAUGACCAAUUACUUAAAAUUACAAACUUUACAAAACUAGAAUUAUAACAAUAUUUCUACUUUUGUCUUUUCAGGUACUGUUCAAAGCUCCCAGGUGACCGGUUUACGCAGCCCAAGCCAGUUUACAAGGUUGAGGAAAUUGGAAAAUAUCUUUACAAGUGUAAACUAACACUCCCAAUAAACUGUCAACUACGUGAUGAUAUAAUAGUGAGUUUAGAGGACUUUUAUUUUUUUUAAACUAAGACAUAAAAUUGUUAUUAUGGAAAUUUGCCUAUUUCCACUGUCAUUAUCAUUGGCUAUUGAUAAUGUUUAUCUGCCUUCUGAUUGGUUACGUAACCGCCUCCCGGUUAGCUCAAUUGGUUAGAGCUCUGGACUGUUGUGUGGGAGGUCGAAGGUUCAAGCCCCAACCAGACCAACACUCAAGGUCUUAAAAUAACUGAGGAGAACGUGCUACCUUUCUAUAAUGUCAAGAAAUGGAUAGACAUUCUAGUCUUCUCAGAUAAGGACGAAUAAACUGUAGGUCCCGUCUCCUACCUCUAUUAAUUAGUCAAUUUGGUCAGGCAGGGGACGUUAAAGAACCCACUCACGAGAUUACUGUGAUGUGGUCUGGCCAGUUUACUGGGAAUUGGGGGGGGAGGUGGGUCUGCCCUUGUCAUUGUUAACGCGGCAUCCACUGUUAUUGGCUAAAGCUGUAGUGGUCUCCCUGCCUUAGAUAAUUGGGCUUAGCUAAAUAAAUUAAAUUACAAAAUUACGUUAUUGGUACUUUGGUUGUGAUUUUGUGUCUCUCAAUUCAACAUUGCUCUAAUUCUCUGUGCUAAGUUUCAAGCAGUUUGUUAGCUCUUGGAAAUGAACCCUGUAACUCGCAAGAUUCUAAAAGUAACUCUUCCUACUAACUGCUAUACAUUUCCUUGUAAAUUGGAGAGGACAACAUGAUGUUACAUUAAGACAACACCUUAACGCUGAUGAACUUAUAUAUUCUCAUCACCUGUUCGCCAUGUAACAUAUUGGAAUCGCAAGGAGAAAUUCCAUGUUAAUCGCUUACUUGAGAACCAUCUAUGUCUGCAUUUCAUCAGGGUGAACCAAUGCUGAGUAAGAACCAAGCCAAGAUGGCAGCUGCGCUCAAAGCCUGUGAACUGCUUCACAAGAUUGGUGAGCUUGAUGAUGACCUGUUACCAAAGCGGACUUUAUCUGACGAGGAAAGUGAUUUGGAAGAAGAAGUAGCAGCUGAGUCUGGCGGAAAAAAAUCAAAAGCUGGAACAAAGAAGAGAAGACGGCGGUACAAGAGAAAGGUAAGCAGUUGAAUUUCACAAUUUUGGCCUGUGACUUACUCAUUAAACUGUUAACUUAUAUAUCUCAAUACAAUGUCGUAGGCAAUGUCUAAGCAUGAAUUUGGCUGGUCAGCUAGAGGGUCUACCAUUCCCUAAGCUUAUUCAAGUUUGGGUUUGCUGUUGAUUUACCAAUUUUUUUGAGCUUUAACAAACACGUUAUUCGCUUCUAAAACGCUGUGACUUAGUGAUCAUGAAACCAUGAAACCAGUGUUCGAAUCCUCUCGUUGAACUCAAGUUUCACCUUCGCUUCACGCUCUUGACAAAUAGUUACACCUUCUUUACCUAAUGUUUUGUUCUUGCCCAGGUUCCUGAAACAUUUGUCGGCAGCUUGGUACAGGAUGGUCAGCCCCAGUUCCUCACGACCAUCACCAUACAAGUCACUAAACUUACUCAGCCACAAGAGUUUGUUGUUAGUGAGCGACUGUUCCUCAAUGAAACUUGCACGUUUGGAAUGCUGACAACGAAAAGAGUUCCUUGGGUUAGAAAUUGAUUAUUAAUAUUUCAUUAUUUAUCAGGUAACCGAAUUCUGUAGGCCAAUUUUCAAUCCAGUGUCGCUCUGUGAUUGGUCCAAAAAGCUUGCACCUUUCUUUCAGCCAAUCAGCUGCAAAACUAAAACCAAUCACGACUUGGUCGCCUGCGUUUUCCCGCGCUUUACGCAGUUUGGUUGUUUUCAUUUUACUCAUUGGCUCCUAGAGGUCGACGAUUGCAGCAUGUACCACUUCAACCGGUCUCACACACCACAAAUGUUGACCUUCAUCUUACAAUGCAAUUUUUUCACUCUUCAGAUACGAUCGUUCAAACUGUAUCCUAACUAUGGCGAAGUCACGGUAUCCUUGCAGUGUCACAGAUCUCCUUUGCGUGUAAACAUCACUAAACAAGAGUUGGACAUUCUUCGCAAGUUUCAUCUCUUUCUCUUCAGUCACGUUCUACGCUCUCCCGUGGAAUUCACACCAGGAAGUGUGGAUGGUUACUUCGUUGUUAUGUUGAAGGCUUCAGGAAGGAGUAUUGACUUUGAUUGUAUGAGAGAGGAGCUUUCUUUCAAACAAAGCCGUGGAAGUCAGCCCAUCGUCGUAGACGCAGUAGUAACAAAGAACUACGUUGAAUCUCCACAAAAGUACGCUGUUUUGAAUGUUCGUGGCGAUCUGACUCCGAUGUCUUCGUUCCCAGAAAAUUCGCAGGGCGCCGACACUUAUGAAGAAUAUUUUCGCACUAGAUAUGGAGAAAAGGGAUGCAUUGGGAACAAGAAUCAAACUCUCGUUGAAGUGAAAGAACUCUCCGGUAGAAUUAACUUUCUAGUAGACCGAAAACAAGGACCAAAAAACAAGCGCAAUGUGAUUUGUCUUGUUCCAGAGUUGUGUGACCAGACUCCCAUUCGCGCUUCUCUUCUAAGCGUGUCUCAAAUUCUACCAUCUAUUCUUCAGCGUGUCAACUCCCUCCUUCUCGUUGCUGAUCUCAAGGCCAUGGUUGCUGGUGUACGCGACACAACAGAUGAAUCAAUUCUCCCUCCCAUUGGAGCUGAAGAGGGCUCAAGAGAGGCGCCCAUGGAGGUUGAAGGCGAUGCUUUGGACCUGGAAGACGAUGAUGCACUUUUCUACGACAUCAGGUCGAUGUUCCGUUACAGUCCACCAUCUGCUGACCACCCCGACUCCUUUCUCGUUCUUCAAGCUAUUACCACCACCCACAGCGAAGAUGCAUUUAAUCUGGAGAGGCUGGAGAUGCUUGGGGACUCAUUUCUGAAGCUGGCCGUGUCCAUUCAUCUCUUCUGCACAUACAUCGAUAAAGACGAAGGCAAGCUGACCCGGCGUAAGAAAAACCAGAUUAGUAAUUUAGCGUUGUACCGAGCAGCGGCAAAGAAAUCUGUGGGCGAGUAUCUCCAGAGUACGCAGUUGGCUCGCGACGUUUGGUGUCCUACGGGAUGUCAGUUUGGCGAUGUACCACCAAAUCGCACCACAGGUAGCCCAGCCAUGGAAGUUGACAGCGGGGACACGGUCGAGGCAAUGGAAGUUGACGAGACCUUAGAGAGGGGAAAAUGCAACACUCAAAAGAUUGCGGACAAGUCCAUAGCUGACAGCAUCGAAGGACUGAUCGGAGCGUAUCUAAUAUCCUGUGGUUACCUUGGUGCGUUGCGAUUUAUGAAGUUUCUGGGGCUAAAAGUUUUACCUGAAAUUGAUAGCAACGACGGCAAUGAUUUGCAGGCGGAGAAUAGCAAAUCGGGUUGCUAUGCUAGAUUUUGGCCAGAUCAGACAAAAAUAACAGCUGCGCAAGGUAAAGGAGAUAUGGUUUUCCGCCUCACUUCUGGCCUGGAAAACUUUGAAAACGAAUCAAUCUCGUACAAUUUCCAACAAAAGUUGUAUUUGGUAGAGGCACUAACUCAUUCGUCCUACCACGAAAACCGUGUCACGCCAAGUUAUGAAAGACUCGAGUUCCUGGGCGAUGCCCUGCUGGACUUUUUGGUCACGCAACAUUUGUACUUCCGUCACGUCAACUUGUCACCAGGGGAACUGACCGAUAUACGACAGGCCUUGGUGAACAAUAACAUCUUUGCCACCCUUGCCGUAGAACACAACUACCACAAGUAUCUGAAGCAUAUGUCUCCAAAGUGGUUCCAAACAGUGAAGAACUUUAUUGAUAGAGUGGAAGAUGAGGCAGAAGAGAGGAAAGAUAAUCAGCUUCAAACGGUAGGGUGAACUUUAUUCUUUAACCCUUUACAUCAGUUUUCUUAUUCCCCAUUCUGUCUUCCAUACAUUUCCUAAGGUGCUGACAAGGAGAAUUUGUUUAACAAUCAAGAGGCUCUUUAGUUGGUGAUGGAUACAUUUCCUUCAUUCUUGUGACUUUAACGUGUGAUCCAGGGCUGUUUUAAUAAGGAGAAAUUAAGUGCUAAUUAUUCUCAUGGACCAAAGCGUUAACGAAUAUUUUCUCCAGUUGAUUUAUUAGAAGUCUGUCUUUGGCAGGUCACCGCUGACCCAUUUAUUAUCGUGUCUGAAGAGGAAGAAGAAGGAAUCGAGGCGCCCAAAGUUCUUGGUGACAUCUUUGAAUCAGUCGCAGGCGCGAUAUUUUUGGACAGCGGUAUGGAUUUGACUAAAACCUGGGGUGUGUACUACCGCAUGAUGAAACCCUACAUCGGUAAGUUGGCCAUCGCCACCCACGAAGACCCCCCUCCCCACCUCUUGGGAAAAGUCUUAUCAGUAGAAAGUUCCGAGGUUGUUUUUCUCGCAAUAAGCUGGAAAAGGAGUGAGAAUGAGUCAGAGAAAGUAUACUCAGCAUGGCGUUGAAGCAUUCAACCCUCAAAUCCAGAGUGAGAAGGAACGCCGUUGAAUAACGAACCUAGAAAAAAUACUACAAAUAAUGAUUGAUAUGAAGUUUUCAAUUCAGAUCAUUACUCAGUGAACUUACUGCGAAAUCCCAUCAGACAUGUUUACAAGGAACCUGAACCUGGUGAAAAACACCGGAAAGAUUGAUUGAUUUAUGUUUUUUAUUCAGAUCAUUACUCGGUGAACAUACCGCGAAAUCCCGUCAGACAUGUCUACGAGAAAGACGAGAAGGCUGACUUUGGGUGAGUGUACAGUUCAAGGUUAAGAUUUUUGAUGGUUGGUUGACUCUCCCCGCAUACGUCUCUGACUAACUGCACCAAAGGUGUUAAUAAUUUUAGAGCGUAAUAGAGUGCAUUUUUGCCAAGAACAACAUCUAUGGAUUGCAGGAGCAGUCUUUAGAGAAAUUGUGGCCGAGUGCGGCAGAUCUUUCCAAAAACAUGGGCAUGUGCACGUGUAGAGUGCCAAAAUAGUGUGGCAUAACAUGAAAUCGUCAACAUUAUCCCUUGAAAUAGGGAGAUAUUGAGAAAGAUUACAAAGAACUGCAGUUGUGGCGCGAUUUAAUCUAGCAGAUUUUCAUUUUUUUUUUUCGUUUUCUCCAGGAAAGCGAAGACCCUUGAAGAUGGUAAGAUCCAGUGCACUCUGAGAGUGUACUGGGGAAAGUACAAUGGAAAGGGAUCGAACAUGAAGAUUGCUAAAGCUGCAGCAGCCAAGUUCGCUAUUGAAGGGCUGAAAAAGAAAUACGCUGCGGUAUACGAGGAAGAUUAAGACUCAAAGAAGGCUUGGGGACAUCAGUGUUGCGCCAUGUUGCGGCAAAGGUGCUCUCUUAGAUUUGUGUUGUUGAGAUAAUGCUGUGGAACACUGUUACAGUAAUAGGAAGUAAAUUUCUUUUGUGCCUAUGAUAAUAUUUGUACAUUAUCUUCCACAAUGAACAUCCCUUUCUAGGAGCCACGUUUAUGUAGGUGACGUACCUUGAAUGAAUGGGAGUCGUUCAAGAUUACUUUGUGUUACAAAUGUCCCUUAAGUGUUGUGAUUGACUUUCUCAGACACCGAGGACAGUGUAGACAUUUGUCUAGAGACGUUUGCACUAUUAAUGCGGCUUUGAAAUAUUUUUUUAUCUACAAUUUGUCUUUUUGACAACUCCUGUUUUUAACUUGUGGGCGUCCCUAACAAUUAAAAAUAUUUUUUUGUUUAUUUUUUAUCUAUUGAAUGACUCAAUUUUUCUAUUUUGUGGGCGUCAGGGCGUCGUUGCUAACAAUUUGUGGAAAAUAGAGAAAAAUCGAAACAAACAAAAGAACAGUAAAAAAUAUCGCAAAAAAAAAUAAUAGAAAACUCUGACAGCAAUAACUAUGAAAGUUCACCAUAGCAGUGCUUUGGUAUAUGAGUUUGUAAUUGAUGAAGAUAAAAUUUUAGUUUCCUGGGAAUCAGGCAUUUCCUUUAAAGAUUUAUGUUUUUUACCAGUUUUAAGUGUGGCAAGAAGAGUACAUGUAAGAAUGCAAGACCGAUUUUGGUAAUCGUGAUAUGUGUUGCAGUUGUAAAUAGUGUAGCUGAAAUGAAAUGGAAAGUUCUGUGUAAAAUAACUACACAUGAAUGAGAGAAUAAAGAAAAGCGCUGAUGUUACAUUCAUGUGGGCUGUUUGUUAUUACUCUUUAAAAAAUGCCG
Molecule: messenger RNA, 10595 nt
Organism: Pocillopora meandrina
Lineage: Eukaryota; Metazoa; Cnidaria; Anthozoa; Scleractinia; Pocilloporidae
Source: the annotation of a GenBank genome assembly